Lactuca sativa (garden lettuce) is the source of this 1221-nucleotide messenger RNA. RefSeq names its product nudix hydrolase homolog 23 (gene NUDX23). The record is from RefSeq and is a predicted model, not a curated record. Lineage: Eukaryota; Viridiplantae; Streptophyta; Magnoliopsida; Asterales; Asteraceae. Gene Ontology annotation, molecular function: hydrolase activity.
UAACUGGAUUUGGGGGAAAUCACACACCAAAAGGAUAAACAAAAUCCAUUCAGGGGAUUCAGCACUUGCUUAAAAUCCGAUCAUAACGAUCGACUUCUUUAAUUUCCCCUUCAAUCUUCCCAAGAAUUCGUAAAAUUUCAUGUGAACACCUUUCAUCCAAUUGAAUAAUGCUCAGAAGCAUACAAUUUCUUGGUUCCUCUUCAGGGUUCCUUUUUCAUAGAUUAAAACUUCAUGGAAAUCAUUCUGGGCUCUCUUUCAUUUCCAUUUCUGCGAAACCAUGUUCAAGAAGACCUUUAUUAACAACUUCAAGAACGCCUCGUUGUUUUCGACAAUUUCGGGCAUCUCCAAUUCGUUCCGAGUCAAACCCAGAUGUAACCUCACCUUCUUCUUCAUCAUCUUCAUCCCCCAUUUUCCGAUCAACUGGCAGUUCCCGUAAGAUAAAUUUCUGUCAAUCGUGUGGAGGAUCAACAAAAUAUGAUAUACCAGAUGGGGAGGAGAAAGAGAGAGCUAUUUGCACCCUUUGUGGAAGAAUUUCAUAUGAAAAUCCAAAAAUGGUGGUAGGUUGUUUGAUUGAGCAUGAUAACAAAAUUUUGCUAUGCAAGAGGAACAUCCAACCAUCUUAUGGUCUUUGGACACUUCCAGCUGGGUACAUGGAGAAUGGUGAGUCAGCAUCUGAGGGUGCAGUGAGGGAGACAUGGGAAGAAGCCAGAGCUAAAGUUGAAGUUCUUUCCCCUUUUGCUCAAUUAGACAUCCCUCUCAUAGGCCAAACUUAUAUAAUAUUCUUGGCGAAGUUGUUGACCCCACAUUUUUCACCGGGUCCCGAAUCAUCAGAAUGCCGGCUUUUUGCACUUGAUGAUAUCCCUUAUGAAUCUCUUUCCUUUUCAUCAAUGCUCGUUACCUUAAAUUUGUACAUUGAAGAUAUUAAGGUUGGAAAACCGAAGUUUCACUAUGGGAUCAUCAACAAGAGGCCUGGGACUAGUCCUUCGGAAAUUCAUGCGUAUACUAUCGAUUAUCAUAUACGGAUUUGAUGAAAGGCACAGGGCAAUUUAGAUGAUCAACAUUUUCGUUUUUUUUUUGUUGCUAAUUGUGAUUUGGGUCUUCGGUUUAUGAUGAUGCCCUUGAUGUAAAGUUGUAUUUUAUGAGUUUGAAAGUUCUUUCAAACUUGUGUUGUUCAUUGUAAAAAGUUAAAAACUUUUUAUUGGUAAAGUUCCAUUUCUCAAA